This is a messenger RNA of Oryza brachyantha (malo sina), 2737 nucleotides long. RefSeq names its product inactive leucine-rich repeat receptor-like serine/threonine-protein kinase At1g60630. Lineage: Eukaryota; Viridiplantae; Streptophyta; Magnoliopsida; Poales; Poaceae. The record is from RefSeq and is a predicted model, not a curated record. Gene Ontology annotation, molecular function: ATP binding; protein kinase activity. Gene Ontology annotation, biological process: protein phosphorylation. The transcript has 3 exons. The coding region runs from base 322 to 2352 and encodes 676 amino acids.
UUCCCCUCUCACUCCACUCUCUCGCAGUCAGAGCAGCUCGCCUCGCGUGCCCAUGACCAUGGCGCCUCCACCAUUUAACGCUUCCCCUUCCAUUUCUUAGCUAGGACUCAGCUUUCCCAUUCUCUCCCAAUACCAACACCACGACGACGACGACGACGACGACGGCGCCGGCGGAAGAAGAAGAUGUGUCCUCCGCCUCCGCUCGCAUUAAUUAAUGUCCAGUGCCGCACCAACGAACUGAGCUACUACUAGUGCUCCUCAACCCCACUUCCAAGGGAGGGAGGGAGGGAGGGAGGGAGCCCUCUUCCAUCGCCCGCCACCAUGCCCCCCCUGCCGCCAUGCCUCCUCCUCCUCCUCCUCCUCCUCUUCGCGUCGUCGAACCUCGCCACUGCCUCCGACGCGGACGCGCUGCUCGCCCUCAAGUCCGCGCUCGACCGCUCCGACCGCCUCCCGUGGCGCCGCGACACCGCCGCCACCUUCUGCUCCUCCUGGCCGGGAGUGCGCCAGUGCUCCCAGGCCCAGCCCCCCCGGGUCACCAAGCUCGUCCUCGAGAACCUCAACCUCACCGGCGUCCUCACCGCAUCCCUCCUCGCCCCGCUCUCCGACCUGCGCGUCCUCAGCCUCAAGUCCAACGCCCUCACCGGCCCCAUCCCCGACGCGCUCCCCGCCGCCCUCCCCAACCUCAAGCUGUUCUACCUCUGCGACAACCGCCUCCAAGGCCGCAUCCCGCCCACCCUCGCCCUCCUGCACCGCGCCACCGUCCUCGUCCUCUCCUCCAACCGCCUCUACGGCGAAAUCCCUCCUUCCCUCACCACGCUGCCGCGCCUCACCUCGCUCCUCCUCGACGACAACCUCCUCAACGGCACCCUCCCGCCGCUGCCGCAGCCCACGCUCCGCCUGCUCAACGUCUCCGCCAACCGCCUCUCCGGCGAGAUCCCGUCCGUGCUCGCCGCAAAGUUCAACGCCUCAUCCUUCCUUGCCAAUGCCGACCUCUGCGGGCCACCGCUGCGCGCCCAAUGCGCCGGCCCCGCUCCGACCGCGCCGGCGGCGGCUGCGGCAUUCGCGCCGCUCCCCCCGCCCCGCUCCAAUCGGCGCCGCCGCGCCAAGAACGCGGGCAUCGUGGCCGGCGCGACGGUCGCGGGUGUGGUGGUCCUAGGAAUCCUAGUGGCGGCGGCGGUGAUGGCGUCGCGGCGCGGGAGGAACAAGCGCGUGGCCGGAGACGUGGACAAGGGCGCAAUGCCGGACGAGGAGGAGCAUCAGCAUCAGCAGAUGGAGAAUGCACCGGCGGCGGCGCCGUCGUCGGCAGCAUCCGAGAGGGGGCGGGAGUUCUCGUGGGAGCGUGAGGGGAUCGGGAAGCUGGUGUUCUGCGGCGGCGUGACGGAGAUGUACAGCCUGGAGGAGCUGCUGCGGGCGUCGGCGGAGACGCUGGGGCGCGGCGAGGUGGGCAGCACGUACAAGGCGGUGAUGGAGACGGGGUUCAUCGUGACGGUGAAGCGCAUGCGGGAGCCGGCGGCGGGCGCGGCGGAGCUGGGGCGGCGCGCGGAGGAGCUUGGGCGGCUGCGUCACCCGAACGUGGUGGCGCUGAGGGCCUACUUCCAGGCCAAGGAGGAGCGCCUCCUCGUCUACGAUUACUACCCCAACGGGAGCCUCUUCUCCCUCCUCCACGGGUCCAGCAGCCGGGCGUCGAGCAAGGGGAAGCCGCUGCACUGGACGUCGUGCAUGAAGAUCGCGGAGGACGUGGCGGCCGGGCUGGUGCACCUGCACCAGUCGCCGCCGGCUGGCAUCGUGCACGGCAACCUCAAGCCUUCCAACGUCCUCCUCGGCCCGGACUUCGAGUCGUGCCUCACCGACUACGGCCUCGUGCCCACGCUGCUCCCGUCCCACGCCGACCUCGCCUCCUCUGCGUCCGUCCUGUACCGCGCGCCGGAGACGCGCGCCGCCCAUCUCUUCACGCCGGCGUCCGACGUGUACAGCUUCGGCGUGCUCCUCCUGGAGCUGCUGACCGGCAAGGCGCCAUUCCAGGACCUCAUGGACCUGCACGGCGAUGACAUCCCGAGCUGGGUGCGGGCGGUGCGCGAGGAGGAGACGGAGUCCGGCGGGGAGUCCGCGUCCGCUGGCGGCGCCGAGGAGAAGCUCGGCGCGCUGAUCAGCAUCGCCGCGGCCUGCGUGGUGGUGGACCCGGCGAGGCGGCCAACCACCCCGGAGGUGCUCCGGAUGGUGAGGGAGGCGAGGGCGGAGGCCAUGUCGUCGUCGAACAGCAGCGACCGGUCACCGGCGCGGUGGUCAGACGCCGUGCAGGUGCAGAUGGCCAUGGGCGUGCCGCGAGAUCAGGGAGAGCUAGGGCUCACCUGAUCUCAAGUCCAGAAAACAGCAGCAACAAACUGUAGUUACCUUACCGCUCUCCAUCAGUUCAUUGGCUUGGCAGAAAGAAUUACUCAUUCUUCAGGCACCAAUGUUCAGUUUUAUUGAUUUUUCUUUUCAAAACCAGGGCAGUUGAUUUGAACUUUGGUAGGUUUUACCAGGACAUGCCUGAUAGGAUCUGAGACAAUGCUGUCUCUUUGCUGGAUCUGUCUGUAAAUCUCUAUUUUUUUAGCUUAUUAUUGUAAACUUUUCUUCCUUUUUUUUUCUUCUUCUGAUGAGGGAAAUCAUCCGCAUAAUAUGCAUUGAUAUCUUCUCAAAUGGUGUAAAAUUACACCCUCCUUUAAAAGAAUCAAAAAAUAAAGAAGAGUGAAGUACA